This is a messenger RNA of Diplodia corticola, 3240 nucleotides long. Its product is annotated as pp-loop atpase superfamily protein. The transcript is spliced from 6 exons. Gene Ontology annotation, cellular component: mitochondrion; cytosolic tRNA wobble base thiouridylase complex. Gene Ontology annotation, molecular function: tRNA binding. Lineage: Eukaryota; Fungi; Ascomycota; Dothideomycetes; Botryosphaeriales; Botryosphaeriaceae. Gene Ontology annotation, biological process: tRNA wobble position uridine thiolation. Bases 1 to 3240 code for a protein of 1079 amino acids. The record is from RefSeq and is a predicted model, not a curated record.
AUGCCACCCUCGCUAUGCGCGCUGUGCCAGCGCAACCGCGCGCUGAUUUUGCGACCCAAGAAUCACCAGAAAUUAUGCAAGCUCUGCUUUCUUGAGCUUUUUGAGACCGAAAUCCACCAUACGAUCACGUCGACAAACCUCUUCCAGCGCGGCGAAAAGGUUGCGAUAGGCGCAUCCGGUGGCAAAGACAGCACCGUCCUCGCCAGCGUCCUGAAGACCUUGAACGAACGGUACGACUACGGCGUCGAGCUGUUACUGCUCAGCAUCGAUGAGGGCAUCAAGGGCUAUCGCGAUGACAGCCUGGAGACUGUCAAGCGCAAUGCCGUGCAGUAUGAUAUGCCACUGACGAUCGUCGGGUAUGAUGAGUUAUAUGGCUGGACAAUGGACCAGGUUGUCGAGCAGGUUGGUAAGAAGGGGAACUGCACAUACUGUGGCGUUUUCAGGCGCCAGGCUCUGGAUCGAGGUGCUGCGCGCUUGGGCGUUAGGCAUGUGGUUACGGGCCACAACGCAGACGAUGUCGCAGAAACUGUACUCAUGAAUUUGCUUCGUGGCGACCUCCCACGUCUUUCUCGUACAACCUCGAUCGUGACCUCCACUCCCUCUGCCGCGCCUCCUCUGCCUGGUCCAGAUGGCACAGUCGCCCUCGAUCAUACCAACAUCAAGCGCAGUAAGCCGCUUAAAUAUGCAUACGAGAAGGAGAUAGUGCUGUACGCGCACCACAAAAACCUCGAUUACUUCAGCACGGAGUGCAUCUAUUCCCCCGAGGCUUUCCGUGGCAGCGCUCGCGCACUCAUUAAGAACCUCGAGCGUGUUCGGCCGAGCGCAAUCCUCGAUGUCGUCAGAAGCGGGGAAGAUAUGGCGAAGCUGGUUCCGGGAGGAGAUAACGACAAAGUAUGUGGCGGGAAGGGAUGUGGCUCUGCCGCAGCAGCGCUCCCCGAUGAUGACGAGAGUGGCUGUGGCAGUGCUCAGGGACGUAGCACUGGGGGUGAAAUGGCGACGAUGGAGCGCGCACUCGUGCAGAAUGAUGUUGCAGCCGCCGUCGGACUAGAGACAGAGGUCACGCUGGCCACCGUGGGAACCCUUUCCAAGAACAAGCAUAAACAGUCGAAACCUCGGGCCAAUGGAAGCAUCUCGGACAGACAAGCGCCGAAGAAAGCACCGAGACAACAGACGAUGGGUAAAUGUGCCAGGUGUGGUUACAUCUCGAGCCAGGCAGUUUGCAAGGCCUGUACUUUGCUUGAAGGCCUGAAUAAAAACAGACCGAAGACUGCCAUCGGAGUCAACGCGGGGACCAACAAUGAAGAGCCUCUUCAAAAAGCCGUAGGAAACAUUUCGAUCAGCGCCGACGACCGCUUCCCUCUUUCCUCUUCAAACCCUCAACCACCAAAACCGAUCCAACACAUCACCUCAGCUCCUGCACCGCAACCUGCGUCGCCCGCUCUUGCCUUCCGACUACCCUCGGUGUCGCGCAGGCUCUGGCUUGCGCAAACCUGCACCAUGAGGCUCAACUACAAGAACCGAAAGUCGGAUGGCCCUAAGCUGGGUCACAUUGUCGCCAAAGACUUGCGAAAGCAAACCAAGCAUUGUUUCGCGAAAGCCGAGCCAAGGCCAGAACCUUCACCCCUUCUGCUCGAUCUUGAUGGCAAGAACCUCACCGACGAAGGGCUCUUGGCCAUGGUAGAAGGCCUCAAGGAAACCUUGGACACCCGCGAGGGGGUUUGUGCCAACAAGCUUGAGGAGCUCCAUCUCAAAGGAAAUCAGCUCACUACCACCUCUCUGUGUGCACUCGCUCCCAUCAUCAAGCUCGCCCGCUUUGAGCUUGUCGACGUCGAUCUCUCAGGCAAUCUUAUUAGCGUCAAGACUGACAAGGAAGCUGGCGACUGGGAAACCUUCCUGAAGGCUUUCGGUACAUGCCGCGUGCUGAGGCGCAUCGAUCUUAGCGGUAACAAACUCGAUGGACCACGUCCUUUUGAGAUACUCGACAGAAUCUACUCACAGCAGCCUCCUGUUGAUCCUACGCAGCUCGAGGACGCCAUGGACUGCAGCAAUGGCCACGAGUCCGGGAUGAAAUCCAACAACGACAUGACGGAGCUCACCAAUCGCACCCGGGACUUCAGCAUCGUAUCGCCUACGGACGAUCCACCGCUGGCUAAUGACAGCAUGUCUUCCGGAACCGUACUCAAGCGUCGUGAAGGCCUCCGCGCGAUUCCAUACAUCAUCCUCAACGACACCGCCAUGACGGAUGCUGGUGCACUGUUCUUCUCUUACAUCCUUCAAAGGCACUUCUACCCCCAGCAGCUAAUGUGCUCUUUGAGGCCCGGACCUCAGGCUGCUCAGCUCGACGAGUAUGCCCAGAGGAAUCACUGUUGGGGCUUGAUCUACCUUCCGAAUGAGGGCCUGACGGACACUGGACUCCAUUUGUUGAACAAAGCAGAGGAUUCGCGCUCAGCCUUUACGGGCAUUAUAGAUGACCAUGGGCUCUCUGACUCGAUUGGCUCUUUCGUGAUGGUUGAUGCCAAGCAGGCAAAUUCAGGUCUGAGGAGAGCUUCCAAUGCUUCAUCUCUUCGGAGGCGCUCGGAUGCUGCUGCAGAGCCUGGCAGGAAGCACGCUAUGGCUCUGGACAUUGAGAACUAUCGGAAGAAAAUCCAGCGCAAUAUCCUGGAGGAGCUGGGCUACGAUAGCAUUGACCUUUGGCGUUGUGCUGUGAAGAUGCUCACCUACGCCAAGGUCAUCAUGCUGGGCCAUGAACUAGGGGAGGAUUCCCCGUUACCCGUGGUUGACAGGGCGGACCCGAUCAUGCAGAUGAUGCAGAAGCACGUCUUCGCUUGCCACAUGACGGCCACACCCUCGGCUCAUGGAGAUACUGUCUUUGCAGUCACCGCGACUAGACCCGGAUUCACUCGGCUCGACGUGGAUGCAUGGCCCAGUCUCCCUACUGCUGGUGGCGAGUCUGCACCCCAGAGAACGACAAUCCCCGUCGCUAUUCGGGAAGAAGAUGGCCCCGAACGCAACUCAGGUCUACCGGGAGAGAUACCCGAACAUGUGUGGAGAGACAUUCUUGUCCAAGCAGCUGGCGGGCAUGGAAUCCUGUCGAACGCACAACAGAGCGCCAUCGUCCAUUAUGCUCGGGACAGGACUACCGUCGUGCUAGAGAAGGGCGAGCUCGGUAAGCCAAAGCCAUUCAAGCUCUGGUGGAUUCUGGAGCGCAUGAGCUGCUUGGAGUACGAAAUCAAGGACUGA